Drosophila willistoni is the source of this 707-nucleotide messenger RNA. It is a transcript of the gene ATPsyndelta, whose product is annotated as ATP synthase subunit delta, mitochondrial. NCBI's taxonomy places the organism in Eukaryota, Metazoa, Arthropoda, Insecta, Diptera, Drosophilidae. Gene Ontology annotation, molecular function: proton-transporting ATP synthase activity, rotational mechanism. The coding region runs from base 106 to 588 and encodes 160 amino acids. The transcript is spliced from 4 exons. The record is from RefSeq and is a predicted model, not a curated record. Gene Ontology annotation, biological process: proton motive force-driven ATP synthesis.
AUGUUCAACACUGGUGGAAACUGGACGAGUUUUUUUUUCAGCGACAAAUAAUUCUGUAGAAUUUUUUUCCUUUCGCCGCAGUUCAAAACAGAAUAAAGAAGCAAAAUGUCGAUCGUGAAGAAUGCUCGCCUGUUGGCCACUCGUGGCGCCCGCCUGGCCCAGAACCAAUCUCGUCGCAACUACUCCGAUGAGAUGAAGCUGACCUUUGCUGCUGCCAACAAGACCUUCUACGAUGCCGCUGUGGUGCGCCAAAUUGACGUGCCCUCAUUCAGUGGAGCUUUCGGCAUCCUGGCCAAGCAUGUGCCCACAUUGGCUGUGCUGAAGCCCGGAGUUGUGCAGGUUGUGGAAAAUGACGGCAAGCUCACCAAAUACUUUGUAUCCAGCGGUUCCGUCACUGUCAAUGAGGAUUCCUCUGUCCAAGUGCUGGCCGAAGAGGCACACAAUGUGGCAGACAUUGAUGUUAAUGAGGCCCGACAGCUUCUUUCCAAAUACCAGUCCCAGCUGAGUUCUGCCGGUGACGACAAGGCCAAGGCGGAGGCUGCCAUCGCCGUUGAAGUUGCUGAGGCACUGGUCAAAGCUGCCGAAUAGACAUAAAACAAACAAAAAAAAAACAACAUAAAAAUAAAAUGCAAAUGAAUGAAACAUAACUAAAUCGAACCCCAAUAUCGUGUGUUAUGAAACAAUAAAAACAAAAAGAAAACUUAAAA